This is a messenger RNA of Raphanus sativus (radish), 1675 nucleotides long. Its product is annotated as F-box protein At1g49360-like. Gene Ontology annotation, molecular function: protein binding. The coding region runs from base 91 to 1560 and encodes 489 amino acids. The transcript has 5 exons. NCBI's taxonomy places the organism in Eukaryota, Viridiplantae, Streptophyta, Magnoliopsida, Brassicales, Brassicaceae. The record is from RefSeq and is a predicted model, not a curated record.
UUUCAUUAGGUACAUGAAUGUAUUUAAAAUCGAUUUUGAAUCGUAUUCAGAUUUCACAUCAUCUUAUUCUUCACCAACCUCAUCAACCCAAUGGCUUGCAGAGCAAGAGAACUUGUAUCGUUGUUUUUCUAUAAGAUUUGCAAUCCUAGAAGAUAUGAUUACAAAAUUGAGGAACAUGUGGGAGAAGAAGCAGAGGCAGAACUCAACAGGCUGAGAAUAAUCACCCUAGUUCAGGAAUUGGAAGUCAAGAGGCUGAAAACACCUUUAGAGAAACCAGAAGCACAACAACCCAGUAUGUCUGAGGCAGAACUCAAGAGUUUUAGAGCAAUCCUAGAGAGCAAAAGUGGGUCCUCCUCAGCGGUGGAGGAGAAGGAGAAGAAUCAGAUUUCUAACCAAUAUUUUUUUCUUCCCGACGAUCUUGUACGUCUCAUAUUGCCCUGUCUUGCUUUGAAGGACAAUAUACGCUCUUCUCUUGUGUGCAAGACAUGGAGUGAAAUUGCUGCCUCUGUCCUCCGCCAUAUUGAUAAACCUUACUGGCUUAUGUAUCUUAUUACGUGUAAUACCACCCGGGGUGUCUCCUAUGGUUUUUACGACCCUAUAGCGAAGAAGAAGACAAAGGCAAUGACUCUACCCGAGUUAUCCAUAAAUUCGAAAAUCUUUUGUUCCAAUGAAGGUUGGUUACUCAUCAAAGACUAUUCUCCACAUGGCAAUCUUUGCUUCUUCAAUCCUUUUACCCGAAAGCGCAUAAACUUGCAUUUUUCUAAACACACGAUAUGUAGCACGACAUUUGCUUUCACUUGUGCUCCUACAAAGAUCGGUUGUUUGGUGGUUGGUAUUGAAGGUUUCCCGGAUAGUGUAUAUACCACCAUCAGCACUUGGCAUCCUGGUGCAGUUACGUGGGUACAUGAGAAAUUUCCUAACGAGAUUUCUUCUCACUUUAGGCACACAAAAAACAUUAUAUAUUCGGAUGGUCUCUUUUAUAUGGCUACAGAAAUUGCGUUAGGGGUAUUCGAUCCAUCUGCGCGUACGUGGAAUGUUCUUCCUAUGCAACCGAUCCUUGGUGUUGGCCCUCGGAUUAGAACAUUGAGGUGGAUGACUGAAUAUGCAGGACAGAUAUAUCUUGUAGAUGCAUCAUAUGUGGACCCGGUUGUGUUUAGGCUUAACCGAUUGGAGUCGGUGUGGGAAAAGAAAGAAACACUGGAUGGCUGCUCAAUAUUUGUGAGCAAUGGGUUAUGCGUGAUAACCUCUAGCCUCACAGGGUCAAUGAGUAACAUUCUCUAUAUCUGGAAUAAUGAUAUCAACGGAAGGCGUCCAACCAAGUAUAUGUGUACUUUUAAACGUAAUCGCCCCUACAAGUAUUCUUUAUAUAACAAGAGUUUAUGUGAAGAUCCCGAAGGGUAUUACUUUGAAUAUCUGACAAGGAGGGAUAUGGAUGGUGUCUGGAUCGAGCCGCCCCAAGACAUCUCUAUCUAUGAUUUCUCCACUAUUGAUCCCUCUGAUGCCAUGAACACACGUCUUUUUUUUUUGAUUUUUCAGCUUGAUCUAUCCUCUAAGAUCUAAGCUUUAUUAUCUAUUGUAUUGUAUCAGAUGAUGUGUAUUGUGUGCUGUAACAAUUCAGAGAUAGAUCACUAUGCUGUUUCAGUGUAACUAGAUACAUUUUGUUUAAAAUGGCUCU